This is a messenger RNA of Trichomycterus rosablanca, 1419 nucleotides long. Its product is annotated as extracellular calcium-sensing receptor-like. Gene Ontology annotation, biological process: G protein-coupled receptor signaling pathway. Gene Ontology annotation, cellular component: plasma membrane. The record is from RefSeq and is a predicted model, not a curated record. The transcript is spliced from 4 exons. NCBI's taxonomy places the organism in Eukaryota, Metazoa, Chordata, Actinopteri, Siluriformes, Trichomycteridae. The coding region runs from base 1 to 1419 and encodes 472 amino acids. Gene Ontology annotation, molecular function: G protein-coupled receptor activity.
AUGAAGGCUGCCAUGGCUUUAAUGAAUGGUCAGGACCUAACAGCAGAUGGAACCUGCUCUGGACAAGCGGUAGUACAAGCCAUUAUUGGGGAAACCGAGUCUUCACCUACUAUAGUACUCACAAAAACUACAGGACCGUUCAAGAUCCCAGUGGUCAUUGAUUAUCUGAAAAAGGUGAAUUUUACCACUAAAUCAGGAGACCGUGUGUGGUUUGAUAGCACUGGGGCAACAGCUGCAAGUUAUGAAGUGGUGAACUGGCAGCGAGGACCUGAUGGAGGGGUGCAGUUUAAGGUAGUGGGCUAUUAUGAUGCCUCUCUGCCCCCUGGACAGCAGUUUGUCCUACAUGAAAGUGACAUAGUCUGGGCUGGAGGAAAAGCUGAGAAGCCCAGGUCUGUGUGCAGUGAGAGCUGUCCUCCAGGCACCAGGAAAGCUGGACAGAAAGGAAGGCCGAUCUGCUGUUUCGACUGUAUACCAUGCGCUGAAGGAGAGAUCAGUAAUGACACAGAUUCAAAUGACUGUGAGCAGUGUCCAGGAGAAUACUGGUCAAAUGCAGAGAGAGAUAAAUGUGUGUUAAAGGAAAUAGAAUAUCUGUCAUUUACGGAGGUGAUGGGAAUAGUACUGUUAUGUUUUUCUUUGUUCGGAGCAGCAUUAUCUGUCUUGGUAUCAAUUCUGUUUCUCAUUAAAAAGGACACUCCUAUUGUCAGGGCCAACAACUCUGAGCUGAGCUUCCUGCUGCUCUUCUCUCUGACUCUGUGUUUCCUCUGUUCACUUACUUUCAUCGGUCGACCCUCGGAGUGGUCCUGCAUGCUGCGCCACACAGCGUUCGGGAUCACCUUCGUCCUCUGCAUCUCCUGUGUUCUGGGUAAAACAAUAGUGGUGUUGAUGGCGUUCAGAGCGACACUUCCGGGCAGUAACAUCAUGAAAUGGUUUGGGCCUCCACAGCAGAGACUCAGUGUUCUUGCUUUUACUUUAAUUCAGGUCAUUAUUUGUGUUCUUUGGUUAAUAAUUUCACCUCCUUUUCCCAUCAAGAACAUGAGCUACUUCAAGGAAAGAAUCAUACUGGAAUGUAGUUUAGGAUCAGCUGUGGGUUUCUGGGCUGUUCUGGGUUAUAUCGGGAUUUUGGCUCUUCUGUGUUUUGUUUUGGCUUUUCUGGCUAGAAAACUUCCUGAUAAUUUUAAUGAAGCUAAAUUUAUUACAUUCAGCAUUCUCAUAUUCUGUGCAGUUUGGAUCACUUUUAUUCCAGCGUAUGUCAGUUCACCUGGUAAAUUUACUGUAGCUGUGGAGAUUUUUGCUAUUCUGGCCUCAAGUUUUGGUUUGCUGUUCUGUAUAUUUACACCUAAAUGCUAUAUUAUCCUGUUUAAACCUGAACUCAAUACAAAGAAAAAUGUGAUGGGAAAAACUGCUGCAAAAUCACUGUAA